Molecule: messenger RNA, 1014 nt
Organism: Sparassis crispa
Lineage: Eukaryota; Fungi; Basidiomycota; Agaricomycetes; Polyporales; Sparassidaceae
Exons: 7
Coding region: 1-1014 (337 amino acids)
Biological process (GO): glycerol transmembrane transport; water transport
Cellular component (GO): plasma membrane
Molecular function (GO): water channel activity; glycerol channel activity
Source: RefSeq, a predicted model, not a curated record
AUGUCGCUCGAGCAGACAAAGCCCGUGGUUUACUUGUCCGAUGUGGAGCCCCCUCCCAAGGUUCUGAGCCUUUGGGAGAGGCGGAAACAUAGCCAGGCAUCUCUGAUAGUCCAAUUCAUCGCUGAAGCUACCGGAACAUUCAUGUAUACCUAUCCUGGGGUGGGAGCCACAGCUGCGUGGCUCAUGGGCAAUACCCUCCAAAUAACGAACCUCGGCAGUGGUUUCCAGAUCGGUAUGGGAUAUUCGGUCGGUGUCGCGAUGGCACUUAUAAUAUGUCUGCCUACGUCUCGCGGCCAUCUCAAUCCGGCCUUUACGAUCUACUCUAUACUCAUGAGAAAAUGCAGCGUCCAACGGGGCUUCAUGCUGAUCGUAGCACAGAUUCUUGGAUCGUACAUCGCGUGUCUACUCAUUUAUUUGCAGUACCACAAUCUCAUUUCACCGGUCGUUGCUGGCCUCAAAGCGAAGGGGGAGUACGACGCCGUCAUGUUCACCCCGCAAGGUCCCGCCGGGAUCCUUGCUCUCUACGCCAACCCUACAGCCAACCUGGGGUACAUCUUCCUCAACGAAUUUGUCUGCGACUUCUUCAUUGCGAUCGUUAUCGUGGCUGGCUUCGAUCCCACGAACCGGUUUUGCCCACCCGCGGUGAUGCCAUGGAUGAUUGGUCUCUCAUACGGUAUCAUGAUCUGGGGCUUCGCAGGGGUUGGUUUAUCUGCAAACUCGGCGCGCGAUAUCGGUGGGCGUAUUGCCGCACUCAGCAUCUGGGGGAUGAAGGCUGGCGGCGGGCAUUAUGCCGCCAUUGCAGCGCUGACGAACAUCCCAGCGACAAUCGCGGGCGGCCUCUUCUACGAAUUCGUGCUUGGCGACCAUAGCCGCACAAUCUCCGAUGAGCACUGCGACAUCAUCACUGCCAACAAGGCCCACGAAGAACGCAUCCGCAGUGGAGGCGCGUUGGCCUUUGCUUCGCUUGAUGGUAUGAUGGAGUCCAAGGAGGACGCCGAGAUGGGCAAAGUCUAA